CCAAAGUAGCGUCUGCUAAUAAAAAUUAAAAUGGCGGCGGCCGAGAUUCAGAUAGUGAAUCCUUCAAAUUUAUCAAAAAUUGAAAGUUUUCUCAAUGAUCCGAGUUACAAAGAGAUUAUUGAGAACUCUUCAACCUUCAAUUCGCGACUAUGUGCGGAAAGGAGGAUGCGUAUGCCGUUUAUCGACACACAGACUGGUGUUGCACAGAGCCACUGCAAUUUGUUCAUGACAAGAAGACAGCGCAUGCCCGGCCAGAAGGAAGGACAAGUUUACACAUACCCCGCACAGAGAUGGCGCAAAGCCCGCCGCCAAUAUCUAACAAUGUCAUCUACGCGGUGGGGAUGGACGGGAGCUUCUGAUAACCUGGACAAUACGGGUGAAGGAGAGAACAGCUCUGGAGUGCCGGGUGAUGCACUUGCUGGUGAUGACAGUAGAGACGGUUCACAGACUGCAGCUAAGGAUGAUCCUAAGGAAUGGUUCUACGAUGAACUAGCAAUGGAAGAAAUGGAAACUGGUGAGGAACCUGAAGCGGAAUCGGAUGAGGAUUACUACGAUGAUACUUAUGCGAACAGGCGCAAGCGGCGAGGUGGGGCCACGCCCACCGGCCCAGGGUCCAGAGGAGGGCGCACGCGCAAGUCACAGCCAGACGACACGCCCGCCAAGAGGGGCCGAGCUGGUCGCGGGCGAGGCAAACGCGCUCAAGGUACUCUUCCAUACGAGGUGCCCGGAGACAGUGAGAAACCCUUCGGCUGUGAACUUUGCGGGGCAAAAUACAAGACACGGCCUGGCCUGACGUAUCACUUCACGCACACGCACAAGGAACCAGCAGGAGGCUCGGGAGGGGCUGGUGCAAGUGACGGGGACUCUAGAGACUCCAGGCCUGGGGCCCACACUCCCCCCGCCCACCAACCACCCCCACUCCAACCUGCGACGGAGUACCAAGACAGCUACGUCACCUUCCUGAAUAAUCCUGCUGUUGGCACUGCGGGUGUCCCAGCUCCGCCAGUGCGCCGUGCGUCUCCUCCGCCUCGACCAGCGUCAGCGGACACUUCUAGUUCGGAUUCAGCGCAUGUUCCACUGUCUGCGGCCUUGCAUAGCGCUCCACCAGCCCCUGCACCCUCGGCGUCUGCAUCAGAGGCUAAGGAGCCAGGAGACUCUAAAAAAGGGGUGACACCAUCACCAUACUGCGACUUCUGUCUCGGCGACGAUCAUGAAAACAAGAAGACGGGUACUCCUGAAAAGUUAGUCAGCUGUGCCGACUGCGGUAGAUCAGCUCACCCAACGUGCCUGCAGUUCACGGCGAACAUGAUCGUCUCGGUCCGCAAGUACAGCUGGCAGUGCAUCGAAUGCAAGUGCUGCUCCGUAUGCGGUACCAGUGAUAAUGAUGACCAGUUGUUGUUCUGUGACGACUGCGACCGCGGCUACCACAUGUACUGCCUGGCGCCGCCGCUGGAGACGCCGCCCGAGGGAUCCUGGUCCUGCGCGCUCUGCAUCAAGGAGUUCCACACCAAGUAGUAACAGUCAGGUUUAAAACAGAAAAGGGCCGUGAGAGAAAUAGCUAGGUAGGCGAGAUAACGAAUUAUAGCGGCAGUAAGUUUAUAGGGUACAAGCGAGUGAUCAGAUAGUGUUGCUAUAAGUGGGACUUAAACAGUGUUGCCAUAGUCUAGUGAGAUUCUGCGCGCGAAACGACGGUACCACUAAUUUUAUGAAUAUCAUGUAUAAGAGUUUUUUUUUUAUUUAUUUAUUCGUUUUUGAUUGAAGAUUUACGGCCUAGCUUUGUACGUAUUACAGUAGUAAAGAAAUCCUUAUUUAUUAAUUUUCAAAUUUUUUUAUUGUGACGAUUUUUUGUAAAUAUUUAUUUGAGAUUAAUGCCAUUUUUAACAUAACUAGCGAAAGUCUUAUUUCAGGGAGUACGUUAUAUAAAGGGCAAUACAUUUUUGUCUCUGUUUAUCUAUUUUAACAUAAGGACGAUAUAAGUUAGAAAAUUUGGUCACCUAAGUCAAGAUGGCCGAAUAGAUUAAAUCAGAUCAAAAUCUGAACAAAUAUACUACUCGGUACAACAUUAUAGUCCGUCUCAACUUGAAUAAUUUUAUUAUCUUUAUGACUUUCCAAAUAAAGUUUCCAAGUAACUAAAGGAACAAAACGCAUACAUUGAUGGCGAUGGUAAUUAGAAAAAUAGUAUUUUUUUUUUCAUUUAUAUUAAACAUAGAUGAUAUAUUUUUUAUUAAUUUUAUUUACGUCUUUUCAUAUACA
Molecule: messenger RNA, 2253 nt
Organism: Spodoptera exigua (beet armyworm)
Lineage: Eukaryota; Metazoa; Arthropoda; Insecta; Lepidoptera; Noctuidae
Source: the annotation of a GenBank genome assembly